ACAGUACAGGCUUGAAAGCGACAGCUGAGUGAAACCGGCGACUUCCAACUUUAUUUGUGAGUGUCUCCUCGUCAGCCCGGUUCCUGCUCCCCUCCUUGUGUGUCACUUUUGAAGUGUUCGUUCCCGGCUCAGUUUACCGGACCGCGAGCCUUUUCCCUCGCGUAAAUAAGUUUGGACCAUCUGCUAAAUUAGCAGUGCUAACAGCGGCUAGCUUAUCUUAGCCAACUUGCUCGGCUGCUGUCAAUUCGCCCGGGAUGAGAAGGCGAAUAUCCGGCUUCUGUGAACAUUAUCCGCCGGUGUUAAUAAUUUACGGAAUUGAUGGUUGCGCAGUAAACUGAGCCGAGCAGCGGACAUCUCCACCACCAACGCCGGGGGUCAAGAUAAACUACGUAACGGUGAGGCUAACUGCGGCUAGCUAACGAGCGCAACUCCAAGCAGAAGCGAGCGUCUCAAGAGAUGGCCAGCCAUACCGAAACCGGCUUCACCUGCCGGCCCAACGGAGACGGCGCCCCGGUCCCCGUGUCCCGCUCUGGCAACACUCGCCGCCUCCGAUGCGAGUCCGACGAUACAGACAGCGGUGCCCCCACCAUGAAGAGCCUGGCGCGGCUGUGCAGCAGGGACGAGGAGGAGAGGGUAGCCGCUCUGGAGGAGCUGAGCCAGGGGGUUCUGGUGUGUCUAGGGCUGGACCGGCCCGGCUCGACACGCUUGGGCAAGGAAACGCUCCUGCAUCUGCUCCGGCUCUCGUCGUCGUGUCCGUUAGCGGAGGUGCGAGCGAGAGCGACCGAGCUGCUGCGGGCUGCUCAGGAGCAAGGACUUGAAGUUCCUCGCGCCCUGGCCUCUGGUCCCAGCGCCUUCAUUCCUGCCAAACAUAUACUGAAAGAAGGGCCCGACGAGGACAUUCUGAUUGAAUCGUUCCUUUCCCUGGGCCGCGUGGACCACGUCACCAUGGUGAUGGCGCUGCACCCCGCCUACCUCAGCUGCUUCCUGAGGACCCAGCAUGCCUUGCUGGAGCUGGACGGCCCGUUACCCCGUCACUGGAGGCAUUACAUCGCCGUCAUGGCGGCAGCCCGGCACCAUUGCUCCUACGUGGUGCAGCAGCACAGCGCCAGCUUCCUGGAGUCCGGCGGAGACGAGGGCUGGCUGAGGGGCCUGCAGCACGCCCCUGCCAAACUGCGCAGCUUGCAGCCCCUCAACAAGCUGCUGGCGCACAGACCCUGGCUCAUCACCCAGCUGCACAUCCAGGAUCUGGUGUAUCCCGGCGCCGAGCUUCGCUGGUCACUGGCCGAGCUCAUUCACGCCGUCAUCCUGAUGGCGCACGCCCACUCGCUCUGCUCCUUCGUGUGGGGCUGCGGACUCAACCCGGAGCCGGACCACGACGCGGGCCACACCUUCCAGCCACCUUCGCCUGGACACCAGACUGGCAGCCCCCACAGCCCCGCCCACGAGGACAGCCGACAAGAGCUGGUGGACGGCGCCAUGGAGGUGGAGGUGCUGAUGAAGAGGAUGGUGGAGCUGCAGCAGCAGGAAGAGGAGUACACGCAGGAGGAGAUGGUGACCCGCUUCGAGAGGGAGCGAAGCGAGAGCAUCCCGACAGGUACGUUCACGCGCGCUCUCUUCAUACUUCCCACACACUCACCCGUCACCGGCCUCUUUGCAGCGGCGGUGCGAGGGGCGCCGCCGGAGCUGCUGCUGCAUCUGGUGGAGGACCCCGAGUUCAGAUACGAGGACUUCGCCCCGAAAGGAGAGCAGGCCCCGCCCACCAUGAGAGCUCAGGACUACUCGUGGGAGGACCACGGCUUCUCGCUGGUCAACAGACUGCUGCCGGACAUGGGACAGCUCCUGGACGAGAAAUUCCAGGUGGUGAGCAACCUGACCUACCACAGGAUGGCCAUGCACGAGGGCGUGGACACUCACACUUUGAGGAAAGCCCUGUGGAACUACAUCCACUGCCUCUACGGCAUACGAUACGACGACUACGACUACGGCAGUGUGAACGUGUUGCUGGAGCGCUCUUUGAAGGUGUUUGUCAAGACCAUGGCCUGUUACCCCGAGCAAAUCACUGCACGCGUCUACCAUGCUUUCUGGAGACACUUCAGACACUCGGAGAAGAUCCACGCCAACCUCAUCGUGAUGGAGGCUCGCCUGCAGGCGGCGCUGCUGUACACCUUGCGAGCCAUCACGCACUACAUGAGAUGACCGACUGGACCAAACGAGAGGAGACGAGCACGUUGCAGAUGCUGAGCCAGCUGUGUUGUUAUUGUACCACGGCACACACCCCCCCCCCCCACCCCACCCCAAAAUCAGAACGUUUCCUGUAUAUGCAGUCAAUGCUCGU
Dunckerocampus dactyliophorus (ringed pipefish) is the source of this 2335-nucleotide messenger RNA. It is a transcript of the gene sesn2, whose product is annotated as sestrin 2. The transcript is spliced from 10 exons. Gene Ontology annotation, cellular component: nucleus. Gene Ontology annotation, biological process: cellular response to leucine starvation; regulation of response to reactive oxygen species; positive regulation of macroautophagy. Bases 457 to 2196 code for a protein of 579 amino acids. The record is from RefSeq and is a predicted model, not a curated record. Gene Ontology annotation, molecular function: L-leucine binding; oxidoreductase activity, acting on peroxide as acceptor. Lineage: Eukaryota; Metazoa; Chordata; Actinopteri; Syngnathiformes; Syngnathidae.